Messenger RNA from Misgurnus anguillicaudatus (oriental weatherfish), 1138 nucleotides. Lineage: Eukaryota; Metazoa; Chordata; Actinopteri; Cypriniformes; Cobitidae. The record is from RefSeq and is a predicted model, not a curated record.
AAUCCCUCCCUAUGAAGUAAAGUAUAAAAGAUAGGACUCCUCAUUGACCAUCACACAAUCUACACUGAAGUUCUGAAAGUGAAGAUUUGACAAAAGAUUCAUCAUGGCAGUCAUGAGAGCUCUUGUGCUUCUUUUCUUGGUCUUUUCUGUUGGGAAUGCAGCAGCUCAUGAGAAAUGCCCAAAUGGAUGGACACCUUUUGGUGUGCAAUGCUACAAAUUAUUUUCUCAGUCAGUGAACUGGGCCACAGCUGAGAAAAACUGUCAAUCCGUUGGUGCAAAUCUUGCAUCUGUGCACAAUAUAGUGGAAAACGACUUUCUCCUGAAACUUGUGUCUGCCAACACAUAUACUUGGAUUGGUGGCCAUGAUGGUGAAGUGGAAGGACAAUGGCUGUGGUCUGAUGGAUCUCAUUUUGUCUUUACCAACUGGUGCGCUGGACAACCUAGGAAUUAUGGUGGUAAUGAGAACUGCCUACACUUAAACUAUACCAAUAACCGUUGCUGGAAUGAUGAGCCCUGUUCAACCACAAUGAGCUACAUUUGUGCUCAACCUAUGAGAUCAUUCAUCAUGGCAGUCAUGAAAGCUCUUGUGCUUCUUUUCUUGGUCUUUUCUGUUGAGAAUGCAGCAGCUCAUGACUGCCCGUAUGGAUGGGAACCUUUUGAUGUGCAAUGCUACAAAUUCUUCUCUCAGUCAGUUGACUGGGCCACAGCUGAGAAAAACUGUCAAUCUGUUGAUGCAAAUCUUGCAUCUGUGCGCAGUACAGUGGAAAACAACUUUCUCCUGAGUCUUGUGUCUGUUGACACACAAACUUGGAUUGGUGGCCAUGAUGGUGAAAUUGAAGGACAAUGGCUGUGGUCUGAUGGAUCUCAGUUUGACUUUACCAACUGGUGCUCUGGACAACCUGACAAUAAAGGUGUUAAAGAGCACUGCCUGGAAAUAAGCUAUAGAACUAACCAUUGCUGGAAUGAUGCACCCUGUUCAUACAAAAUGAGCUACAUUUGUGCCCAACCUAUGAGAUCAUGAAAAAUCAAUCUGUUUUUACUAUGAUUGUACUAUAUACAUUUUUUUCUGAUCUUAUCCUUAAAACUCAGUGUCUUACUGAACCUUUCUGAAAACUUCUCAAAUCAAUAAAAGCAUUUA